This is a messenger RNA of Schistosoma margrebowiei, 5365 nucleotides long. NCBI's taxonomy places the organism in Eukaryota, Metazoa, Platyhelminthes, Trematoda, Strigeidida, Schistosomatidae. The record is from the annotation of a GenBank genome assembly.
UUUCCGUAAUUUGUCUGCUACCUUUAACUUUCUUUGGUCUACCUUUAAAUGAAUUGGUAGUAAACAAUGAUGAAGUGCCUCAAGGUUGAGGAUGCUCUAUCCUACCUUGACCAGGUAAAGGCUAGGUUUUCUGGCCAGGGGGCUAUCUAUAUGGACUUUCUUGAUGUCAUGCGUGAUUUCAAAGCACAAACGUAAGUUUCCUAAGAUAUUAUUUAUGUUUUAAGGAUUGGGACGGAGGUUGUUAUUCGUCGGGUACGUGAAUUGUUCGAGGGUCAUCCUGAUCUUAUUACUGGAUUCAAUACUUUCAUACCUCAAGGGUAUCGAAUGGAUACACUCACAUCUCAUCAGUCUUUUAAUGCCAAGCCUACUUGUACUGUUAUCCCUUCAAGAACAACAUUGUCUAUAUCCUCGGCAGAUAAUGUUACUCCAGUAAAAGGGAUUUGUGCUUUAUUGAAAAUUACUGAGGCACCUAGUGAAUGGACUCCACCAGGAAGUCUAACAAGCUUAGUUAGCAGCCACCAUGAACCUGCUAGUCGUCAAAACUCCUAUGUCCCGGUUGUAUCGAACAGCUUACCGUUAACUAGCGCUUCACCAGUACAUGUUUUAACUCCUAAUAUUCAACCUGACAAUCCCAAUUUUAACUCAUCGAGUCAGCAACAGUUAUUACCGGCGGAUUGUCAGGAAAACCUUCCAAACGUUAUGCUUAGAAGCUCCCAUAAUGCUUCAAAUUUAACUCAUUCUCCUCAUGUAUAUCAACAGCAUCAACAAAUUCAAUCAUUCCAUCAUGCUCUCCAGUACGUAAAUAAAAUAAAGAAUCGCUUCCAGGGUAUACCUGAUGUUUACAAACGCUUCCUGGAUAUCUUACAGUGGUAUCAAAAGGAACAACGUCAUUCGGACCCUAUGUGCCGCAAACAGGCAGAAUUACAGGUUUAUCAGGACGUCGCCAAGCUUUUUGGCGGUCAAGAAGAUCUACUUCAAGAAUUUAGUCAGUUCCUACCUGAAUCAUUUGGUGUCACAAGUGCUGUUACAGAAACGAUAAUAAAUAGGAAAAAUUCCAGCUAUUCACAGCUUAGUGGAUCUGAUGCAUUAGAUCCAUCUGUUCCAGUGCCUCACUUGAUAAAUCGUGUUUCUGAAGGUAUCAGCUUAGCACUAUCUUCGUGUAAACAGCGUCCAGGUCAGGAGGGAAGUCCUGCGAAUCCUGAUGCCAAAAAGUUGAAACGACUUGCUCCUACACAAAGUAUAUUCCCAAACGUUGUCCCGUCUCUCAAUCCACCUAAAAAGUCACGUUCGUCAGUUCGAGAUGUAAGUGUUGUUGAUGCGAAUCAACUGACCACGGGAAUCGGUGUUUCACUGUUACAAAAGAUUCGAGAUGCUUUAGAUGCAGACAGUCCAGUUGGGAAUCGUUCGUACCAAACCUUCCUACAAAAUGUUUGUUUGUUUAAUCGUCGGAUAAUUUCAGCCGAUGAAUUAUUGGAAGCGACUCAUCCCCUAUUCCUGAGACAUGUAGAAGUUUGGAAGCGUUUCAGUGACUUUAUCAUGACAUCACGUAAUUCAUCUCAAGAAGGAUUUGGACAUCUUCAAUCUCAUACUCAUGGCUAUGGUCGAGACAAGCAUGAUCGUGACAAACAUAAUAUCUGUAGUUUUUUAUGCGAUCCUCAUACCUGUUCUGAUGCCCCACCGAACAGCAUGAACAAUCAACCACCUGCCUCACUAAUAUCACUUGUCAGUGAAGCAUCCCAAAAAAGACUGGAUCUCGAUUUUACUAAACUUCGAACAUGCGGUGUAAGCUAUCGAGCGCUACCAUCGAAUUUUCCACAGAGCAAGUGUUCUGGUCGUCAGAAAUGUCCUGUUGCAAAGGAGGUCUUGAAUGAUUCGUAUAUUAGUUUCUCUUCGCUCACUUCUGAAGAUUCUCAGUUUGUAUCAUCUAAGAAGAACCAGUAUGAAGAAAAUAUGUAUCGAGUAGAAGAUGAACGUUAUGAGGUAGAUAUGGUCACCGAACUCAAUCGAGCUGCAAUGCAGAAUCUUGUCGUCGUAAAAAGAUGUAUGGACAGAAUGAGUAAAGAGGAACUUAACCAAUUCCAUUUGGAUGAUAAACUAGGCGGGACAUCUGCGGUUUUAAUGAAGAAAGCUAUACACAGAGUUUAUGGUGAUAAAGCAGGAGAUGUAAUAUAUGGCCUGAAAAAUUGUCCUAAUACUGUUCUCCCGUUAGUCAUACAACGUAUGCGUCAGAAAGACUCCGAGUGGCGGGAAACUAUUCGCAACUAUCAACGUUCCUGGGCUGAUCAGGAUGCUCGCAACUACUUGCGUUCUUUAGACCACCAAGGAGCAACAUUCAAGCAACGAGAUGCUCCAUUCAUUCGUAGUAAGACUAUGAUUAGUCAGAUUGAAACAAUUGCGCGUAAUGAUAAGAUUCCAUCAUGUCAUUCUACUUCAGAUCCUGUUGGCAAAAUGAUUUCUACUCUGAUUACUCAACGAAACCUUAUUUCGCGAGAUAUUAGUAAUCCAGGAACUAUGGGAUCUGCGUUAGCAAAUGUAUUGGAAGGCAAUAAUGAAGAUGAAUCAGCUCAUCUUACUUUGGUGUAUCCACCACCAGAUGUUAGGAAUACACUUUUGGAAGAUGCUGCCUCUUUGAUCAUUCAUCAUGUUAAAAGGCAGUCUAAUGCAAGCAAAAACGAUAAGCGUUCCAUGAAAUGUUUGAUCCGUACUGUAUUACAAGAUAUUUUUAUGGCAAAUCGUUUCCCUAUGUCCGAUGAUGAAGAUGAUGAAGAUGAAGAUGAAGAUAUUAAUCAAAAAGAGGAUGAAGACGAGCCGACAGCAGAUGAUUUGAUUGAAAAUGAAGAACAUUGUCGUAUUCGAUCUGUACGUCAACCUAAGUCAACUAAGCGCUUUCUCGAAUCUCGAAAACCAGUCUCUACUGAACAAACAAUAUUUAAUCACACCGAACUUGAUCAGUUACGAAAAGAUGAUAUAAAAUUUCAGACAGAGGUACUUGGUGCCCAUAAUAAUGGUUUAUCUUCAAAAUUGAAAUCAGACGAUUUAAUUUUUCCAGAAUUGUCUAUACAGAGUAACUCUAUGCCUUGUCACAUAAAUCAAGAUAAUUCUGAAAAUGAACUUCGUAAUAUGGAGCUUGCAUACAUAGCUAGUUUACCUAAAAAUGAAUGCUACUCUGUACUAUAUGGAAACAACCAUUGGUAUUCUUUUCUUAGGCUACAUCAUCUUCUUUUGUGUCGACUACAUCACUUAAGAUCUUACUGUGCCGUAGCCGCUCAACAGUUUACAUUAGAGCGGGAUGAAUACCACGUGCAAGCUGCAGAAGUGCUUCGACUCCGCCGGCACGGUGGUACUGAACCGUCGCAAUAUUACUCUCGCGCUCUCAAUUUAGUCAAAGAUUUAUUAGAUGGAGGGGAAGAUAUCAACACAUUUGAGGAUCGAUUACGAGAUAUGUUUAGCAUUUAUGCAUAUCCAUGGUUUACAAUGGAUCGUCUUAUAAUAAAUAUAGUUCGUCAAUUGCAAGCACUUGCAAGUGGUGACGAACUAAGUCGUCGACUAACUGCUUUACAUCGUUCUUGGAUUGGGAAUUCAUCAUAUAGUGAUCGAAACUCUCAGUCAACUUGUAUUGCUUCAAAUUUUCCUCAAUUUUCGAACGUUUGUGGUCCAUUGUACACUCGUAUGUGUAGGUUAGCUAAUGAAAGUGCAUACCAUUCUCAAGCUAUGACUAUUUGUUCCGCCUUUGCUGGUGCUAAUGGCUCUUGCAACGUUGGAUCUAGUUCUGGAACGUUUCCAUCCAGUACUAGUCAAAAUAAUACGAAUGUUACUUCCAACAGUAAUACUAAUUCCUGGCCAAAUUGUUUUCUAAUGGUGGUACUCUCGGAGUCAUCUACUAUGCUUAUCCGCCUUAUGAAACCUAUGCAUUCAACAAAACUUGAAGGGGAAAAAAGUUAUGAUUCAUGUUUUCCUUAUUCCGGUCACACAAACCUUAAUCCUCAUUCAUUAUUAGUUACUUCGGAUGAUCCUGGCAUCGUAGAUGGGGAAGUUCAUCUUCACAGAGAAAAUUUAAAAUCGAAUUUUUCAAUCCGGCACUGGUAUGACUAUCUUACAACUCAUCUUUCAUGGACUAUUGGUUAUGUUCCACAUAGUAUCUGUUCUCGUAUUCGACCGGUAUUUCUAUAUCGGAAUGUUCGUAGGUGCGUAAAUGCUUUGACACAUGAUGCACUUCAAAGAAGACAACAGUUACUUGUUGAUACCGGAGAUAUACAACCUGAAGAGAUUUUAUCACAAGGUUUAGUCUCUAGUAGUGUUAAGAAUCCAAUCUCAGCAAACAGAUCGGAAACAAAUGAACAAUUUAAGUCUCCUAACACGUCAAAUUUUGAACGAGAUGUUUGGGAGUUCAUGAUCCGAGUAUUCAAAAAUAAUCUCACACAUAAAGAGUUAUUCCGUGAUACAUUUUCAAGUGAUUGCAUGCAUUUCACUGAGCGUUUGGAUUCAAGAGUUACUCGUAAUCACAAAAUAAAUUGGUCCGUCGGUUCCUAUGGGAUUUUCAUUCGAUAUCGUAGACGAACUUGUCGAAACUAUUCGCCUUCCAAAUGGCAUAAAUUCCACUCUGAUUGGCUAGCAAAGCAUCCUAACUGUAUUCAUUCACAAAAUAAAGAUCAAACACAAAAUGUCAAGCCGGAAAUAAACCUUGAGAUUGAGGAAAUACGAAGUUCUGCUACCAGUAGCGGAGUAGAAACAAUUAUUCCAGAAAAGCCUAUUCACGAAAAAUUGGAUAUUGAAGUGAAUGACAAUCCCUUUUUCGGCGAGGUACAAAACACUUCAACUGUCAAAUAUUCUAAUUAACAAUGUGACGAUCCGAGGAUUUUACAACCUCAGAAGAACCAAAUGCUCCAAUAAACAUUUCUUUUUCACGUUGUAAAUAUGUUUUCUAGCUUAGCUAACUGACCAAUAAUCAAUUUAAUUUAUACAUGUACAUACAAUAUUACUUAUUAUAGUGCGAGCAGUCCAUGUGUAUUUUGCUUUUUUACCAUAAUUAUCACAACAAUGAUAAAAAUAAUCUCCAAUUUAAUAAUUCAUUCUUCACCUUUAAAUUGUUUUCGGUUUAUUCAAUGAUAUGUAUACAUAUGCCACUUAUUCAGACUGGUUCUGCUCUUAUUUUUAUUUUGUUUAAAUGAAAUUCACACACAUGCAUUGUAUUAUUGUUUGUUAUCAUACAAUACUACUAAGUGUGGUCGCUCUCUCAAUUUUGAAAAUAAUAGCGUACAGGUACCGAUUAGUUGAGUAAUUUGCGCUAUUUUGUUUAUUGUGACAUUUGGAUAGAUAUUGUAAUAUUUCAUUUCUAUCAAAUCUAAUAUGUAACCCAAGUUUACAG